Thlaspi arvense is the source of this 1434-nucleotide messenger RNA. Lineage: Eukaryota; Viridiplantae; Streptophyta; Magnoliopsida; Brassicales; Brassicaceae. The record is from the annotation of a GenBank genome assembly.
AUGCUGAGAAGAUUACUGACGCAAACAUCCUCUCGCCGUUUUCUCACUUCCGGGAGUCCUUCCUUCUCAAAAUCCUCUCUUUCACCGAUUUCCUCAUUGUCCUCUUCGGCGGAGCCACCUUACUCGGGGAGUAGCACCGUUGAAAAUGUCGAAGAGGCAGGUGCCGCCGCCGGAACAACCAUCUCCGUCGACCGUUCUGCUCUAUUCAGUCCUCCUGAUCACUCUCAUGAACCCACACCGGAUUCUGAGCUCGUCAAGCACCUCAAGAGCAUUAUCAAAUUUCGGGGUGGCCCAAUCUCAGUGGCGGAAUAUAUGGAGGAGGUCUUGACUAAUCCCAAAGCAGGAUUCUACAUGAAUCGUGAUGUAUUUGGAGCUCAAGGUGAUUUCAUUACUUCUCCAGAAGUUAGCCAGAUGUUUGGCGAGAUGAUCGGUGUUUGGGCUGUGUGUCUUUGGGAGCAAAUGGGAAGGCCAGAGAGAGUCAAUCUCAUUGAGCUAGGUCCAGGUCGAGGAACACUCAUGGUCGAUCUCCUUCGUGGUACAUCAAAGUUUAGAAAUUUCACGGAUUCAUUGCAUAUACACUUGGUGGAAUGUAGUCCUGCAUUGCAGAAGCUUCAGCACCAGAACCUGAAAUGCACAGAUGAAAGUAGUUCAGAGAAGAAAGCUAUAAGUUCACUAGCUGGGACACCUGUGCACUGGCACGCUACUCUUGAAGAGGUACCAUCAGGAGUACCAACAAUAAUCAUAGCUCAUGAGUUUUAUGAUGCUCUCCCAGUUCAUCAGUUUCAGAAAUCUCCUCGUGGCUGGUGUGAGAAAAUGGUUGAUGUAGGACAAGAUUCACAGUUCCGGUUUGUUCUAUCACCGCAGCCUACACCUGCAGCCUUGUAUCUCGUGAAACGUUGCGCGUGGGCUAAACCUGAGGAAAGGGAGAAACUUGAGCAUGUAGAGAUCAGCCCAAAAUCAAUGGAUUUGACCCAAGAAAUGGCUAAGAGAAUAGGCUCUGACGGAGGUGGAGCACUUAUAAUCGAUUACGGGAUGGAUGGAAUCAUUUCAGACAGUCUUCAGGCUAUUAGAAAACACAAGUUUGUCAACAUACUGGAUGAUCCCGGGUCUGCAGAUCUAAGUGCUUAUGUCGAUUUCCCUUCAUUAAAACACUCAGCUGAGGAAGCUUCAGAAAACGUCUCAGUCCAUGGACCUAUGACUCAGUCUCAGUUCCUGGGUUCGCUUGGAAUAAACUUCAGAGUUGAUGCGCUGCUGCAGAACUGCGACGAUGAGCAAGCUGAGUCCUUGAGGUCAGGAUACUGGCGGCUUGUUGGUGAUGGUGAAGCACCUUUCUGGGAAGGACCCGAUGAACAGACGCCGAUCGGAAUGGGCACGAGGUAUCUUGCAAUGGCUAUUGUCAACCGAAACCAUGGCGUUCCAGCUCCAUUCCAGUAA